AUGGCGAUGAGAAACGUUCGGGCGGUACUUUGGCGCCUCUGCCAAAGCGUGUUGGUUCACUGCGCGUACUUCUCCACAAACUCUGGCCUUGGGGAGCUGCAUAUCGAUCGAUCUCUCUGGCUCGACCAAGGCUCGACAUCCGUGGCCUCGAUACCGCCACCCGUAACGAAUCCCUCUGAAGCUCUGGACUACGUCUAUAAGCAUGCUUGGGAACUUCAAUGGCCUCGCCACAGCAGUACAAUCUUCAAGGCCAACAUCAGCAUCCCUCUUGACACUGCGGACGACCUCGCUGUCGACAUCCCCGACUACUGGGAUUACACUUGCCUCGAUAACAUUCGCCCCGUCGCUCGUGCACUUGGUCUAACGACGAAAAUCUUGAAUGUUCUCAUCAUCCGUUCUGAAUAUCACUUGCUGCGGGAGAUGAUUGAGAGGCACAGUAGGCCCAUCUACGCAGAGCUGCCGACGGUGCUAGAGAUCGCCGCGAUCCUCAAAGACCACCACUCCGUCUCAUCUUCCGCAUUUCCACUCGUGACCAAGUGGGGACCGUCCGUUACAACGAUCGUCGCCAUCGCGAGUGUUAUCGUCGAGGGUCCUGAGGCAGCCGAAGAUAUCGAACGAAACAAGCAAACCGAUGUGGAACGGGCAGCGCGCGUAUUAUGCUCGGAUCAGUCGCUCUUUGCUUUGUACUUAGCCGGCGACUGUAUACCAGACAGCAACGGUUCCGCCAUCGUCUUCAUUCGCCCUCACCGUGAAUUUACAUCGAACAACAAAAUCGCCACGUCAUCGCGCGCAAUCCGUUUCAUCCCGACGACGUUCCUCCAGUAA
This is a messenger RNA of Stereum hirsutum FP-91666 SS1, 825 nucleotides long. RefSeq lists its product as uncharacterized. The record is from RefSeq and is a predicted model, not a curated record. The transcript has 4 exons. Bases 1 to 825 code for a protein of 274 amino acids. Lineage: Eukaryota; Fungi; Basidiomycota; Agaricomycetes; Russulales; Stereaceae.